AUGGCUAACGAAGCUGUUUCACCCUGCAAAGUCGUGCUUGCCGGGACCGUUGCAAAAGGACUUCUUGCGGAAGUCAAAGCGGGCCUGGAAGGGCUAAAUGGCAGGCAACCACAUCUCCAGGGCAUAUUAGCGAACAACGAUGCUGCUGCCAAAGUCUAUGCUGACUGGACUCAGAAGACAUGCGAAGAAAAUGGAGUCAAGUAUACUCUGGCGUCUGUUGAGAAGGACCAGGUCGAGGAGGCCAUUAUCAAUGCCAACCAAGACAAUAGCGUGGACGGGAUCAUUAUCUACUAUCCAAUUCACAACAAUCGCCAGGACCAAUAUCUCCAAGAAUGUGUAUCUCUGUCCAAAGAUGUCGAAGGUUUGACUCACAAGUACAUCUUCAACAUGUACCAGAACAUCCGCUUUCUUGACGAGCAGCAAUUGCGGAAAUCAAUACUUCCUUGUACGCCGCUCGCUGUCAUUAAGAUCUUGGAAUACCUGCACAUCUACAAUACAAUUCUACCGUAUGGAAACAGACUUUUUGGACACACCAUAUGCGUUGUGAACAGAUCCGAAGUCGUGGGUCGACCGCUUGCAGCCUUGUUGGCUAAUGACGGUGCUACGGUGUACAGCGUUGACGUAACGGGCGUACAAAAAUUCACGAGAGGUGAAGGCCUACGCAAGCGAAAACACGAAGUCGAGGAAAUGCCUGGUAAAGGAUUGAAAGACGUCGCGGGAUUGUGCGAUGUAGUCAUUACUGGUGUACCGGGUGAGAAGUACAAGUUCGACGUAAGCCUUUUACGAGAAGGUGCUGUUUGCAUCAAUUUCAGUAGCGAGAAGAAUUUUCCACCAGAAGUCAAGCAGAGAGCCUCAAUCUAUGUGCCAGCUAUUGGCAAGGUGACUAUUGCUGUACUCCUCCGAAACCUUCUGCGGAUCACUCAGAACCGUAUGCUGCAAGAGGACGGCAACAGCACUUCAGGCGACAAGCAAAAGUCGAUACCUAAUGGAGUGGUUGAUAAGAUUCUUGAUCCAUAA
This is a messenger RNA of Lithohypha guttulata, 1017 nucleotides long. It is a transcript of the gene mtd1, whose product is annotated as Methylenetetrahydrofolate dehydrogenase [NAD(+)]. Gene Ontology annotation, cellular component: cytosol. Gene Ontology annotation, molecular function: methylenetetrahydrofolate dehydrogenase (NADP+) activity; methylenetetrahydrofolate dehydrogenase (NAD+) activity. Bases 1 to 1017 code for a protein of 338 amino acids. Gene Ontology annotation, biological process: purine nucleobase biosynthetic process. NCBI's taxonomy places the organism in Eukaryota, Fungi, Ascomycota, Eurotiomycetes, Chaetothyriales, Trichomeriaceae. The transcript is spliced from 3 exons. The record is from RefSeq and is a predicted model, not a curated record.